AUGACAUCACUCUCUACAUACCCAUCUCAAAUCCAAUCUCUUUCUCUCACUAAGAAAAAAUCCGAUCUGGUUUCUCUCAACCAAUUCUACUGCAACGAACUCCCUUCUCUCAUUCACCAACGAAACCCUAACCCUUUCAUCACCACUCAAGAACUUUCCAAACUCAUGCAAUGGAAACUCACCCGUGGAAAAUGGAGGCCGCGUUUGUUGGAUUUUGUCUCUUCGAUAGAAGAUGCUGUUGUGAAACGUGCUUCUGAGAAAGCUUUUGAGAGUCUUCCUGAUGUGGAGAAAGCGAUUUCUGAGUUAAGUGCGUUAAAACUCUAUACACUAGAAGAGCUUAAUUAA
This is a messenger RNA of Lathyrus oleraceus (garden pea), 345 nucleotides long. RefSeq lists its product as uncharacterized. The record is from RefSeq and is a predicted model, not a curated record. The transcript has 4 exons. The coding region runs from base 1 to 345 and encodes 114 amino acids. Lineage: Eukaryota; Viridiplantae; Streptophyta; Magnoliopsida; Fabales; Fabaceae.